AUGUCGGGAACUAUGAGAGGUACACCUAGUCGCGGUGGGAACCGAACCCCUGCUCCGUCAUUUGGGCCUGGAAGUCCCGCCAAUUCCAAUAUUCCAAGACCCGUCAACGAUCCUCACCCCGCUCCGAGCGAAGUCGCUUCUGGUGUCAGCGCAAGCAGGCAGAAGCAAAGCAAGCGCGAUGAGGCCAUCAGGCGAAAGCUGGAGAAUGACCUCUCCAAGAAGAAGCAUCACAUUACGGGUCGGGCUCGGCACUCGCGCAAAGCCCCUCCUGGAACCGUCCUCGCCCUGAAGCCGAGCCCUGCCCUCCAGAUCAAGCCCGGUACCACCGUCUCCGAAGCCGCGCAGCUAAUGGCCGCCAAGAGGGAGGACUGUGUAUUGGUGACGGAUGAGGAUGACCGAAUCGCUGGUAUCUUUACGGCCAAGGACCUGGCUUUCCGAGUCGUCGGCACUGGCCAAAAGGCUAGCAGUAUCACCAUCGCAGAGAUUAUGACGAAAAACCCUUUAUGCGCACGCACUGAUACCAGCGCUACCGAGGCCUUGGAUCUCAUGGUUCGCAAGGGUUUUAGACAUCUACCUGUUAUGGAUGAGAACCAAGACAUCUCUGGUAUUCUCGACAUCACGAAAUGCUUUUAUGAUGCUAUGGAAAAGCUGGAACGGGCUUAUGCAUCUUCAACAAAGCUCUACGCCGCUUUGGAAGGUGUCCAGUCAGAACUAGGAACUAGUCAGCCUCAGCAAAUCAUCCAGUAUGUCGAAGCUCUUCGUUCCAAGAUGUCCGGCCCGACCUUAGAGAGCGUUCUAAACGGGAUGCCACCCACUACUGUUAGCGUCAGAACGACCGUGAAGGAAGCUGCGAUGAUGAUGAAGGAAAACCACACGACUGCCGUGUUAGUUCAAGACCAAGGUCAGAUUACGGGUAUCUUCACGAGCAAGGAUGUGGUCCUACGAGUCAUCGCCCCCGGUUUGGAUCCGUCGACAUGCAGCGUUGUCCGUGUCAUGACGCCCCAUCCCGACUUCGCGCCCAUGGAUAUGACCAUCCAGGCUGCUUUGCGAAAGAUGCAUGAUGGCCAUUACCUUAACCUCCCGGUUAUGAAUGACCAGGGCGAGAUAGUGGGCAUGGUGGACGUGCUCAAGUUGACUUAUGCGACACUCGAGCAGAUCAAUACUAUGGGAACAUCAGGCGACAAUGAAGGACCCGCCUGGAACAAAUUCUGGCUCUCUCUCGAUAAUGAGACCGAGUCCAUGGUUUCUGGCGAUGGUAGCCACCAUCAUGGUACUAUGGCGUCGCGAUCAGUUCUGUCUCCCGAUGUUAACCGUGAGCGUUCGUACGACCCCGUUGCGCCUGGCGACAGUGCUUCGCACGUAGGCAUGGAGUCGUCACCCAUCCACUCUGCGGUAGCCCACCAAACCCCUGCCGAUAUCCCCUUUGCAUUUAAGUUCAAGGCCCCAAGCGGUCGCGUACACCGAAUACAAGUCGUUGCGAAUGAAGGUAUCGCGCAAUUUGUUGAGCACGUGGCCGCGAAGCUUGGCAGCGAGGUGGAGGCUAUUGGGGGUAUCCCAGAAGUGGAAGAUGGUAACCUAAGUACUGGUGGCUUUGCUCUGAGCUACUUAGACGACGAAGGCGACACUGUUAGCAUUACAACCGACCAAGAUCUCCUCGAGGCAAUCCUACUAGCUCGACAUCAUCACCAUGAGAAAGUCGAUCUGUUUGUGUAUGAUCCCGAGAAGCCACCAGUUACGGUUACUGCUCCUCAACCUGAUCCUAUCGCUACACCGGCUCCUAGUACGGCCCCUUCGGAACUGCGUCGUAGACGGACCGUGGUAGAAGAUGAUGAUGAGGAUGAGGAUAGUGAGGAAGAGGACUAUGCAACUAUUAGACGUCGUAGAAGGGCCCACACACACUCGGAGCCCGACCAGGUUAUUGCUGGCGUGCCUAACGAGCUGUUACUGCCUGGCGCUAUUGUUACUCUGGCUAUUGUCAUCAUUGGUGUUUUCACAAUUUCAAAAGCUACUAGCCGGUAA
Molecule: messenger RNA, 2019 nt
Organism: Daldinia childiae
Lineage: Eukaryota; Fungi; Ascomycota; Sordariomycetes; Xylariales; Hypoxylaceae
Product: Meiotically up-regulated gene 70 protein
Exons: 3
Coding region: 1-2019 (672 amino acids)
Molecular function (GO): protein binding
Source: RefSeq, a predicted model, not a curated record